Messenger RNA from Saccostrea cuccullata (small rock oyster), 3888 nucleotides. Its product is annotated as adenosine deaminase domain-containing protein 1-like. Gene Ontology annotation, cellular component: cytoplasm; nucleolus. Gene Ontology annotation, biological process: RNA processing; adenosine to inosine editing. The coding region runs from base 3 to 1889 and encodes 628 amino acids. The transcript is spliced from 12 exons. Lineage: Eukaryota; Metazoa; Mollusca; Bivalvia; Ostreida; Ostreidae. The record is from RefSeq and is a predicted model, not a curated record. Gene Ontology annotation, molecular function: double-stranded RNA adenosine deaminase activity; double-stranded RNA binding; tRNA-specific adenosine deaminase activity.
AGAUGUUUGCUGCAACACAGAGUUAUAUUCCUGGACUCAGUAAAAGACCCGUUACUCCACCAGAAGAAAAAAUUCCAGCCUCCAAAAUCCCGAAAGAGGUUCCAAAGGAGCUAAUAGACAACUUCAGGAAUGGAUCCAAGCAGCCGAUUAGUGCCCUGAAUGAGUUCUGUUCAUUACAGCGACGAGUCGUGUCUUAUCGCGAGGACGCGGUAAUGGUGGCCACAUACAAACAGACUUUUGCCUACGUGUGUAAAGUAGAUGGUAAGGAAUAUCCCCAGGGUAUCGGCUCCACCAAGAAAGAGGCCAAGACAAACUCUGCCAAGAUCGCAUUCAACAUCAUUCUGGGGUUUGAUAAAGAGGAAGAAUUAGAGGAGGAUGAUGGGUCAGUGCAGUUUGAUGCAAUGGGGAGGAAGCUACAAACAGAGCCAGGAAGACUUGGUUCACACGAGAAACCACUAAAACCUGAUGAAUCGAAGAACCCUAUAAACAAACUCCAGGAAUACUGUGCCCAUAAAAUGCUUCCAUUCAAGAUUGAUGUCGGUGAUCAGAAGGGACCUCAAGGGUUUGUUGCUGCAGUUUUUGUGCGGGAUGAGUUCAUUGUGGAAACUUUUGCCAGUACAAAGAAAGAGGCCAAGAAAAACGCAGCUGAACAAGCUUUAUACCGACUGAUGGCCAAUGAUGAGAUUAUCAAGAAUCAGACAAUAAAUUUGACACUGGAAGACAAAAUGGCAGAAGCCUGUUUUAGACAUGCCCAUAAGAUACUCAACAUUGUCCCAGUAGUUCUACAAAAGGAUCUUCAUCUGGCUGCGUUUCUUGUCAAAAGAGGUGACUCUGUGGGGGACGUGGUUGCUAUGGGGACGGGGUGUCGUACUCUGUCCAGUGAGAGCUUUACGCGGGACGGCAGAUGUCUGGUGGACAGUCAUAGCGUUGCCAUGGCGAGGAGGGCCUUUCUGAAGUACUUGUAUAAGGAGGCCAAGAGUUACUAUGAGGGCAGUAAGGUGUUGUCUAUAUUUGAGCAGGAGUCGGAGAAAUCACACAGUCUGAAGUUAAAGGACCACGUCUCUAUCCAUCUUUACAUGAGUCAUCCGAGCUGUGGAGAUUACGCUUACUACGUAGACGAACUACCUAAUCGCCCCCUGACACCCACAACAGAAGGUUUGGUCAGUAAGGGUGCACAUGUACCAACCUUCAGCGAAGACCUGCCGGGCUGGUUCUGUACAAAGAAUGAGGAUGGUAUGGUUGAGCCAGUGGAGGAGCAUCAGAAGCCUCAGGUGGCGAGUGAGAUCGAGGCUGGUGAAGACCUCCUGGUCAUGUCCUGUAGUGACAAACUGUUACAGUGGAACGUGUGCGGCCUCCAGGGGGCGCUCCUCAGCUACUUCAUGUCACCGGUGUACUUAUCAUCCAUCAUUGUAGGUAAAGCUUAUGACCAUGGACAUUUCUGUCGAGCCGUUUGUUGCCGUGUUUAUGAUGUCCUACAGGAAUCCUUACCCCCCAAGUACACAAUUACUCACCCAGUUCUCUCCCACCCAAACCUUGCCUGUCCAUUUAAAGGGACACAACCUACUCCUCUCAGUGCUAAUUGGUCUGAGGGGGAUGAGAGAGUAGAGAUUGUUAAUGCGUACAGCGGAAGGACAGACCCUAUGUCCCCACAUCAAGCAGGUCCUACUGGAGCUAGCAGGUUGUGCAAGGCAGGGUUUCUACACAGAUUUAAAGAGUUAUCAAAAGUGACAAAACAGCAUCAGCUGUUAAACUUUGCCUCGUACUCGGCAGCUAAACAAUCUAGUCAGGCAUAUCAGACUGCAAAACAUGCCUUCCGACAGCACUGUGCCAUGAUAGGGAUAGGGGAAUGGGUCAGACUACCGCCAGAGGUGGAUUUGUUUCAGAAAUAAUACAGAAUAGUGCCAAUCUCAUUCAAUUCAGGCUGGAUUUUCAGUGAGAGACAAGUCCCACAGGAGUGAUGUUCUUAUAUACUGACACGCAAAAGAAACGCAACAAACAGUUAUCUUCAAAUGUUUGAAUUUUUUAUCUAAUGAUUUUCAAAAAAUAAUGCAGUAAGGCUAAACUCAUUUUUCAGAACAUCAGAGAUUUGAUAAAAAUGUGAAAUGUUUUUCUUUUAACUUUACUAAGUAACAUAUGACUGUUAAAACACCCCCCCUCCCUCCUAGCCAUUCAAUUACAAUGUGCAAGACUGCCUUAAACAAUAAUUGCAGCUUAAUUUCUAUGAUACAAUAGGUUAAUCAAUAUCGAGAUCUGAGCGAAUGAAUUAUUCUUUGCCAUUUUUAAAUGCCUGUUUUUCAGAUGAUUAGGUCGAAUUUUCUCUAACUUAGCACAUUGUUGUAACCCUUGGACUUCCGGUCCAAGGACUAUCAUUUAUGCAUAUGAUACAUAAGACCCCAUUGAGGUGUAAUGCAGUGUAUUUUUGCAUCAUAAACUCUCCAUCACCUUUACGUUGAGAUUUUCCAGUUAGAGCAAUGGAAAUGCGUACUUAAGCCAUUUUCGAGAAGCCUUAGCAUUGUUACGGGAAAUGAAAGGAGGUUUUAUUUUUUGAAAUAUUGCUGCAUUACUUAAGAUGAACAGUACUAACGCUUAAAACUCCAUAAUAUUGCCAAAUGUUUUGAUAAACAUGCAAUUUUUUAUUUCUGUUAAGCAGACUCAAACUUGACUUCCGGUUAUGGUACGAAAAUCGUUCAACCGUUAAAUUAUUGAUAUUUACUAAAUUGAAGAUAUCCAUAAUUUUAAGGUACAAAAUUCUUUACUUUACAUAAUUAUUUCCCCCUAAAGUAGGGUGCUGCGUUUCUUUAGUGUGUCAGUAUAUAUAGGUGAUUGGUUCCAGUCCGGGAUAAAUGAAAAGGUAGCUUUCCAUCCCAACAUUUAAUGAGUUAUGUCAAAGGUAGAUUCCAGAGUAACUUGAAGCCCUUCUUGGACUAAUUUUUUUAUUGGAUGAUACAUGUACAUCUAGGGAUGCACACUACCCAACCUCCUUUGGGUGCUAGAUCUGAUCUGAAUGAUUUUAAGCCAUACUUUAACCAAAUAAGCAUAGAUUUUGACAUUUUGUAUAGAUCUAGAGAAGGACACUUCCAGACUUGCUUUGGAUUCUGAAUAUGGCCAACCUUAUCCAAAUGAGUUUCCAGGGUUAUGUUUUGGAGUAGCCUGAUAAUCUUAUGUCUGUAAAGCUUUGAUUUGCAUGGAUGGUGCAUCUAAGGAUGGACACUUCCAGACAUGCUUAAGAUGUUAAACCUGACAGAAGUUUCCUUCAUUAGGUUAAAGCAGGUUCAUUUCCUAGUAGUUAUAAGUCCUGUUUUAAUCAAACUUGCAUGAAUAUUGUUCUUGAUACGUACACUAACUAGAACAAACAGUUUGAUAUUCAGGAGCAUGCUCUGAGUGCAAAGUUUUUAACGGAGGUGAGCUACAGACAAAUAAGUCCCAAAUUCUACGGUCUUUAAAUGACUUUGUAAAGACAACAUAUCCUUGUGAUCUUUUUUUUGUCUGAUGUGUUUGAAAACACUGAUUCAUUUCAUUUCUACUGCCUAUGAAGUACUAGUUCUAUGUAUCCCAGAUAAACGACCUCGGCGUGUGUGACCGGUGAACAGUAGAUAACAUAAGAUCCUAUGUCAGAUGUUUCCAGGGUUCGAUGUUUUGGCCCUGCUUACGAUUUCUUUUGUUUACUGGAUCAGUGAGAUUUAAUAUAAUUUGUUAUCUUGUCAUUUUAUUUUUAUAAAGUCGAUAAACUUGAAUUCAGUGAAAUAUUUAUUUUUAUACCAUUUUUUUUUGUACCUAAAAUGUGCUUUUUUUUUUCAAUUGAAGAAACAAUUUGAAAAUUUAUGUUACUCGAAACAUGCAAGAAUGUUUUAAAAUAUUGAAAGAGAAAUAAAUCGAACUUGAUUUGAA